Serendipita indica DSM 11827 is the source of this 1521-nucleotide messenger RNA. The record is from the annotation of a GenBank genome assembly. Lineage: Eukaryota; Fungi; Basidiomycota; Agaricomycetes; Sebacinales; Serendipitaceae.
AUGCUCUUCAUCCUCACUCUUGUGUCACUACUCCUCUCCUCAGUGGCAGCGGAAACACUCAUAGCGACGGCUCAAAGCGCGCUGGACACAUUUAUUCAAAAGGAUAGCCACUGGAAUACGGAAAUCACGGGAAUAAGUACGACAAAUGGAUCAUUUCUGGUGUUCUAUCGAGGAUCCUCUCUUUCACUCGGCUAUCACUUCCAAGCCGAUUCAUCGAUCGACCACAGAGCAUGGUUGGAUGGAGUGCCCGUCAAUCGUCCCAUGAACAUUACGAAUAUAAGCGCUUCGACAUCCAACGGUACAACCUUCAUCUCUGGAUCCGAAAUGGAUCACCAAUUACGUAUUGAUGUAUCCUCGGACUCGGCAAUCACUCUGGACUCGCUCAAUAUCACAUACGCAUCAACAAAUCCUUUAUCUACACUAUAUGGUAACCGGGCGACACAGGUGCCACGCGACGCAGGCAUCCUAGACGAUCAGGAUUCGCGUAUUCUACGCUCCAAUGGAUGGCAAAACCGCACGGCCGACUCUUUUGCGUGGAAUAAUACGCUUUCAACUACGAGUACUCCCGGUUCAUGGAUAGCAAUGGCGAUGGUCGGCAAAGGUGCCUCUUUCUGGAUUUAUGGCAUGAUGGAAACAACCACGUCGUUUAUCAAGGUCGAAGUUUACAGCUAUCAUCGCUCUGACCCAAUCAACGUGACGGAGAUUGUGCGCGUUGGUGGUGAUGACAGUGGAAACGCCCUGGGAACGUCCCUCUACCAGGUUCCUUUGUACAAGCUCGACGGCUUCAGCAUUGAUACCUACUAUCUCGUCAAGCUUACGCUCUUGGAGGGAACAUUCUCCUUGGAUUAUAUCAGAUCUGGGACAAACUUCCAAACAUUUACGUCGCUCCAGACAUACGAGGAUCUGCCAGAGAGUGUCACUCCCGAAACAGUCAUCAUCCUCGUCAGUGUUCUUGUCCCAUUGUUCUCUAUCUUCGCCGCUAUCGGCCUAUUCCUGAUAUGGCGCCGACGAUAUCGACGACAGAAUCACCCAUCAAUUGGUAAGAAAAGCGCAAAUUUCGUUGGACGAUCAGUCAAACGGCGGUACACCAUCCAUCCCUACGAGACUACUGGACCUGGAACAAGGAUGAAUGCGGGCACCAAGAUGUCGCGAAUACAUAACACGUCUUCCGGUGUGGAACGUCAGACGGGUACUCCAACGGCAGAAACAAGGUCAACGCGCAGCACAGAAUCACCAGUCGGCGUUGGAACGACAUUACUUCUCAGCAACACUCUUUCGUCUUUGACAGAUCGUCCUCUGGUAUCUAGUGCCGACGAUGGAGAGGGGGCCGAAGACGAAGAUCAACCGAUUGCGAUGACACACGAAGAGCUUGCUCUCGUUUUUGCGCGUGCCACCGAGUUGCGUACUUUGCAAGACCGCGUUGCCGAGUACGGACACGACGAAGAUAGGCAAAGGCUCGAGGAAAGAAAAGAACAGGAGAAUUUAGAGACACUUGCGAGACAGUUGGCUGGGUUGGAAUGA